Molecule: messenger RNA, 309 nt
Organism: Marchantia polymorpha subsp. ruderalis
Lineage: Eukaryota; Viridiplantae; Streptophyta; Marchantiopsida; Marchantiales; Marchantiaceae
Source: the annotation of a GenBank genome assembly
AUGGAGGAGGACCCCGAGGACUCGGGAUCCUUGCGGGUACAGCGCCUGCGUCGCUCGGUGGAGGUCGGGAUUCCGCGUCAGCCUCCCGAGGCUGCAUCGCAGCCGUCGGGCCUCGGAUAUCCGGCGCGGCCGCGAGGGUUGACGCUCACCCACCCCCAUGUUGCUGCCCCGGAAAUUCUGGCGCAGCCCGGGCCGGGCCGACGACGCCAGCGCUACCGUACGCCCGGCCCGACGGAGAGCGCCAGAGUCGACCGUCCCGGCCCGCGCCUUUUACCUCCGCCUCUAUCCGCUUUUUGUCCACGUCGUUGA